ACCAUAGAAAACUUCAAUGAUCAUAGCUCACUGCAGAAGAUGCAACCAAGCAUGGAUACAAUGAAGUGCUUACCAGCUACCACAGCGUUGUGCAGCGUGCGUUUGCCACACCUACCGGGAGAGAGAAACCAACGGUGGCAAAAAGAAGGAAAUGGAGUGAUGCAUGCAUCAGUAACUGCUAAAGAAAGAAGAGAUUCUCGUCUACAUUUCCUUCACCAUCUCUGCUCUCUAAAACCGUGAUGCCAGUGCCAUACACUGCCUUAAGGGGCACUCUUCCAUUUCUUCACAUAGUUACAUCUCCAAAUCCAAAGCUUGUCCCUUCCAUUGCUUAGCCUGAAUCACACAGAAAAAAGAAUCAGAGAAAGGGGAUCGUGAAAAAAAAAAUUGCACAUAACCUACAGCUGGUGAGUGUUGAGCUUCUUUCUUUUUUGAAAACAAAGCAACCAACCAAACCAAGCAGAAGCCAUUAUUCCUUUCUUCUCUCCCUACUCUACUCCAGUGUUUCUCCACUGCAUUAAUUUCUAGGCUCCUCCUCCACUCGUAUGACCAGUAGCAGUAAUAGCAGCACAGCUCCGCGCAAAGCCACCAGCCAAAGGCGCAGCCUUUGACCCGCUCCAGGCCUCGCGUCGUCGCCAUGGCUGCGGACGCCACCUCUACCUCCUCCUCCUCCUACCUCCCGCCGACCAUCCCCGCCUCGCGCCAGGACAUCCGGACCGCCGUCGCCAAGGCCGCCGAGCUGCGCGCGCUCCACGCCGCGCUCCUCCAGGGCGGCGCCGCCUCCGCCUCCGCCAGCGCCAGCGCCAGCCGCAGCCCGGCCGUCAUCUGUUUCCCGCCGGCCGCUUCGCCGGCGCUCACCAGGGCGGGCCUCGCAGCCACGGCCGCCGUGGAGGACUACCCCGUGUUUGCUCCAACUUAUGAUGAAGAGCCCUUGAGUGGAAUAAACUACAUUCGUCAAGACAACCGGAGCCUAUCUGAGAAUUGGAGUGGCAUUGGUUUGGACCAUGAUGGACUAGAAGAUGAGGUGUCCUUCUCGGACUUUGACAAUCACAACACCUUCUCUUCGUCAAACAGCGAGCUACAUUUUUCUUCAUCAAAUGAUCAUUUGCGGAAUAGGAUUACUUGUAGAAACCAUCCAUCCUUCCUUCAGCCUGCCCUCUCUGCUGACAGUUUGCUCAGGUCAACCAGCAGGAUGACUGACUUAACUGAAUUUAAGGCUGUGACGACGUGCAAUACCUGCAAGCCUGCAACUAUCAGUAGGGACUCUGAAACUGAUGCCAAGGCUCCGAAGAACCUCGAUAGCACAGCGCCGCUGUCAAACUACCACCCUGCAGUCUUCGCUCGGACAAGCCACAAAGGACCGCGUAUUCUCUCAUGGCUCUUACCAAAGUCGAAAAGGAAACCAAAAUCAGACAUGUCACCAAACACCAUCGAAUGUGAGAACAUGUCACAGCUUCUGAAGGAUUGGGGGGUGUUCACACUGGAGUCCCUGAAGAAAGAGGUUGUUGAGGCCAAUGAGCAUAAGGAUGCCGCUCUGCAAGAAGUUUCAGAGAUGAAAUCAUCUUUAGGAGAACUGACUACUAAGCUAGUGAGCCUGGAAGCAUACUGCUCGGAACUGAAGAAGGCCCUAAAGCAAGCAACGAACACAAAGAACAUUCAAUCCCACUCAAAGAGAUCAGCUAGAUCAGUUGGUGUCAGCAGAGACAAUUCCUUGCCUGUCAGUCAUGAAGUUAUGGUGGAAGGGUUUUUGCAGAUAGUAUCCGAGGCCCGUCUUUCCAUAAAACAGUUCUGCAAGGUAUUAAUCCAACAAAUAGAAGAUGCUGACAACGGACUAUCAGAUAAGCUAAAUUUACUCCUGCAACCAUAUCAAAUUACGCUCAAUGACAAGCGUCCGAAAUUAGUGUUGUAUCAUCUCGAAGCUCUGAUGAACCAAUCAAUGUAUCAAGACUUUGAGAACUGCACAUUCCAGAAGAACGGGGCGCCCAGGUGCCUCGACCCUAAGCAAGAUCGCCAGGAGAACUUUGCUUCGUUUGUCGCCCUGCGCAACCUAAGCUGGAACGAGGUCCUGAAGAAGGGCACCAAGUACUAUUGCGAGGACUUCAGCCGUUUCUGCGACCAGAAGAUGAGCUGCAUCGUGUCCACCCUGAACUGGUCGUGGCCAUGGGCCGAGCAGCUGCUGCAGUGCUUCUUCGUGGCAUCCAAGUGCAUCUGGUUGCUGCACCUGCUGGCGUUCUCCUUCAACCCGCCACUGACGAUAUUGCGGGUCGAGGAGAACCGGGCGUUCGAUCAGAUGUACAUGGAGGACAUACUGUCCGACAAGCAACGGUCGCAGAACAACCCGUCACAGGUGAAGCUCAUGGUGAUGCCUGGGUUCUAUGUCCAAGAUCGGGUGCUCAAAUGCAGGGUGCUCUGCCGGUACAGCUAGAUCCAUAGCAUAUAUAGUGUUGAUUGGAGGUGCCUGUAGUUCUUUUUUUGACUGAUUGUUUAGUGUGAUGUAGCAUUUAUUCUGCUAAGUUGCAAAGUACAAUACAGGAACCCCAGAAUGUCAUUUUGACCAUUCUUGCUUGCCAAUCUAUCUGUAACAUAUUUGCAUCGUAAGCAAGCCAUCUGUAAGAAAGAUUUAUGCAGAAGCUUUUAACUCGAGGAUUAUUCCUCCAUCA
This is a messenger RNA of Phragmites australis (common reed), 2657 nucleotides long. RefSeq names its product IRK-interacting protein-like. The transcript has 2 exons. The coding region runs from base 635 to 2422 and encodes 595 amino acids. NCBI's taxonomy places the organism in Eukaryota, Viridiplantae, Streptophyta, Magnoliopsida, Poales, Poaceae. The record is from RefSeq and is a predicted model, not a curated record.